Messenger RNA from Protopolystoma xenopodis, 192 nucleotides. NCBI's taxonomy places the organism in Eukaryota, Metazoa, Platyhelminthes, Monogenea, Polystomatidea, Polystomatidae. The record is from the annotation of a GenBank genome assembly.
AUGUUAACAACCAAUGUCAAAUGUCUUGGCUACGACUGCCUACCUGAGCCCGGAAAUCUAGUAAGUGCUCCUUUUGAUCCAAAAGUUGAAAAGUUUGACUAUGCCCAAGCGACCCCCAAUCAGCCCGGUUCUGAGUUCCAACUUGAGACAGCCAUUUUAACAUUAACCAAAGUGGGAAAGACCAAUCAGGUC